Messenger RNA from Episyrphus balteatus (marmalade hoverfly), 2886 nucleotides. RefSeq names its product beta-mannosidase (gene beta-Man). Bases 157 to 2853 code for a protein of 898 amino acids. The record is from RefSeq and is a predicted model, not a curated record. The transcript has 12 exons. Lineage: Eukaryota; Metazoa; Arthropoda; Insecta; Diptera; Syrphidae. Gene Ontology annotation, biological process: glycoprotein catabolic process. Gene Ontology annotation, molecular function: beta-mannosidase activity.
CAUUCAUUUAGUUGCUCUAAGACCGCCAAGCUGUUUGCAACCCCGGGGUCUUUAUUUUUUGCACAAAAAUAAACAAAAUCUUCUGAAGUUUUUUUUUUUGAAUGCAUUCAUAGCGUUCAUUUAGUUUUUUGACACCUUUAUUUAUAAAAACUGAGAAUGUUUCUCAGAAAUACUAUUAUUCUAGCAAUUGUUAUUAUUGAAUGUUAUCGAAAUGCAAACAGUGAAAGUGUUAAAGAAGUUGAAUUCACAUCUGGUUGGUCGAUAAAAAAUGAAAAUGGCUCUAUUACAAAAGGAAACUUAAAACUACCUUCGGGAAUCUACAGCUCACUUCAUGCAGAAGAUGUUCUUUUGUCUUACAAUGAUGUCAACAUGCGAUGGAUAGCAUACGAUAAUUGGACAUAUUCUAGAACCUUUAAGGUUGAAAAGAGCGAUAUUGAAAAUGUCCAAUUUGUCAAUUUAACAUUCCAUGGAAUCGAUACAAUAUCAACGAUUUACUUAAACGGUGAUGUUCUUGGCCAUACGGACAAUAUGUUUGUCCGAUACACUUUUAAUGUUCGACCACAAUUGAAGGAAGAAAAUUUACUUGAAAUUGCAAUUAAAUCACCAGUGUGGGCAGCUAAGUCGUUUGCAGAUGGUUUCGAAGCCAAAAAUAUGACAAUACCACCAAAUUGUCCGAAUGCACGAUAUCAUGGUGAAUGUCAUAUGAAUAUGUUGAGAAAAAUGCAAGCAAGUUUUGCAUGGGAUUGGGGACUAGCAGCUCCAUCUAUGGGUAUUUGGAAAACUGUUGCAUUAGAAUAUUAUCAAGUGGCUUUGAUAAGAGACAUUGAUGUAGCUGUUUCGAGAAAUACAUCUCACUGGGUGAUGAAUAUUCGUGUCUUUCUCGAAACCGGAGUCAAAAAAGAUUUCUAUGGAGAGUUAACAUUUUAUGCUGUGGAACUUCUUUCGAGUCCUGUUGUUGUGAGCUUCCGAAAUACAACAAUUAAAUAUACAGACCCAGUUGUACAAUUUUUCCAAGCUGUCCCAGUGGAAGACGUUGCACUGUGGUGGCCAAAUGGAUAUGGUGAACAAAAAUUGUACCCUCUUCACUUUACAAUGAACGCAUGGUUGGACAAGCAGGGUCCAAAACCUCGCGAUCGAACAAUAUCACAAAAAUCUAUUCGUAUUGGUUUUCGAACAAUUGAAUUGAUACAAGAUGACUUGGAUGACGGAAACAGUUUCUAUUUUCGUGUGAAUGGUGUUCCAAUGUUUAUGAAGGGUACCAACUAUAUUCCUACACAUAUUUUACCGGAGCUCAGCGCAGAUCAGAAUAGAAUAAGAUUGCUUAUAGCCGGUGCUAAAGAUGCUCACAUGAAUAUGAUUCGUGUAUGGGGUGGAGGAAUCUAUGAGUCUGAUUUUUUCUACGAUCUAGCUGAUUUGAAUGGAAUACUUAUCUGGCAGGAUAUGAUGUUUGCUUGUGCAAUGUAUCCAACUCAUUCACCUUUCCUCGAUUCGGUGCGAACUGAAGUCAUCCAAAAUGCCAAAAGACUAUCUCGUCAUGCAAGUGUAGCAAUUUUCGCUACCAACAAUGAAAAUGAAGUGGCCUUAGCUCAGGAUUGGUAUUCAACCGGAAUCAACCGUGAAAAGUUCGACGAAGAUUAUCGAAAGUUGUAUGUUGGCACAAUCAAUCAUGAACUACGAAUAAUUGCACAUAGUUCUCGACCAGAUCCUUUGAUUUCAUCUCCUUCGAAUGGUGUCAAAGGCGUAGAAGAUCGAUUUAUCUCGAAAAAUCCACAAGAUGAAAAAUACGGAGAUGUUCAUUUUUAUGAUGUCUUUAAGGACUCUUGGGAUCCUGAUAUCUAUCCAAGACCUCGUUUCUCCUCGGAAUAUGGUUUUCAAAGUCUUCCCUCGGUAGGAGCUUGGAAACGUGUCUUGGGUAAGAAUGACAAGAUCCAUGACUUGAUUGAUCAUCGUCAGCAUCAUCCAUAUGGAAUGUUACCGAUCACUAACAUGGUUAUGAGACAUCUUCCAACACCACCGCCAUACGAUGACCCUAAUAUGGAAGCCACAAUCUAUUUAAGUCAAGUUGCUCAGGCAAUGUCUGUGAAAGUCGAAACGGAGCUUUAUAGAAGUUUGCGUGAUACAGAAUAUCGAACUAUGGGUGCACUUUAUUGGCAACUUAAUGAUGUUUGGGUAGCACCAUCGUGGUCCAGUAUUGACUUCUAUGGCAAUUGGAAGAUUCUUCAUUACUGGGCUAAGGAAUUCCUUGCCCCAACAAGUAUAAUAGCUCUCCACGAUUCGCGUUCAAAAUCCAUCAAUUUGACACUAGUUCGUGAUGAUAUUGGGGAUAAAGUUCUAGAAGCUGAUGUAACUAUGAAUACGUUCCUUUGGUCUGAAUUGUAUCCGAAGAAGUCAAUCACGUGGCAAGCUGAAUUGAAACCUAAUUCGGGUCACCUUAACAAAAUCAUUCCAUUGGAUCAGAUCUUCGUUGAUCGAUUCAGCCCAAGUAACUCAUUUGUACAAUUUGUUCUUAGCAGUAAAGCAAAUGUUAUAUCUCGAACUUAUUACUUCCCUGGUACGAUUAAGUCAGCUGUAGGAAUUAAGGAUCCCAAGUUGAAGGUUCAAAUCUCUUCAAGAUAUUGUCGAACUGAGUCAACAUUGAAUAGUUAUAGCUUAUCAAUACAAGUUGAGCAUCCAGCUUUGUUUGUGUAUAUUGAAAUUAUUCAUAAUAGUGUGAAUACUUAUAGACUAUCGAAAAAUGGAUUCAUGCAAGUGGAUCCUAUACAAAUGGUGCAUUUGGAAUUUACAAAUAAAAAAUGUAUUGAAUUGACUACGGACAAUAUUAAAGUGACAACAGUUAAUCAAUAUAUGGUUUGAUAUGAUAAUAAAUUUUGUAUCAAAACAUGGAAA